This is a messenger RNA of Malaya genurostris, 1011 nucleotides long. RefSeq lists its product as uncharacterized. Bases 195 to 950 code for a protein of 251 amino acids. The record is from RefSeq and is a predicted model, not a curated record. The transcript is spliced from 4 exons. Lineage: Eukaryota; Metazoa; Arthropoda; Insecta; Diptera; Culicidae.
CGCAAGCAAGACAGAUCGCGGUGCUCGGAAAGUGAUCGCGUACCAAUUUCGUGUGUGUUGAUGUGCGAUUGUUUGCAGUGAUCAUAGAGGUUGCAUAGAUUUUUUGUCCACGAGAAACUGCCGUCCAGGGGAUGUGAGGAGCGAGGAGUGCCACCAACAAUAAUAAAACCCGCUGCAAACCAUUCAGAGCAACAAUGAACCGACGGCAUCUAAUAUUAAUCUCGGUAGUGGUUUUAGCGGCUCUUUGCAUCGAUCCGGUGACGUCUCAGCGAGAGGCCCUCCGCGUAUUCAAGAACUGCAGAUUUGGAAAACCAGAUUUCGAUCUGUGCGUGAAAAAAGCAUUCAAUGCUCUAAGGCCGUAUUUCAAAACAGGUCUCCCCGAGUACAACGUGGCUCCGUUCGAUCCACAUCGGGCUGCCCGCGUGGAGCAACAUCGUGGCGACAGAGACGGCCUGGCCGGCUAUCGGCUGCUACUUUCGAACGUGUCCGAGUAUGGCUGGGCCAUAUCGGAUGUGACCAAGUACAAAACGGACUACAAAAACAAUCGGAUCAUCUAUUCGCAGUAUUUCCCGGAAAAAUCUCUCGACGGGCAGUACGAGUUCGAGUCGAAACUUUUGGGUAAUCCGUGGCACACCAAAGGUAUCUGGAAUCUGACCCUGUACGACUACAGCCAAACGACCACUGUUACCCGGGUGGGUGGUCCGGGAGGGCUGCUGAAGGUACGCGUCGAGAUUGACAAAAUUGGCGAUAUGAAGCUACACAUCUCGGACCUUUUUCAUGGGGCGAAACUAAUAGAAUCCAUAGCUGACUUUUUCAUCAAUACGAUGUGGCAGCCCAGUUUCCCAUUCGUGAAGCCCCUCAUCAACGAUCUAGUCAGCACAGCUUUCACCGAUAUCUUCAACGAAUCAUUCCGAUACUUCCCACUGCAUGAAGCGAUACGGAGUAGGUGAUAGGAUUUUCUCCAGGGACUGAAAUAAAACUAGUUUUAGAACUCUUUCAUUUGUCGGUAAA